This is a messenger RNA of Penaeus vannamei (Pacific white shrimp), 1900 nucleotides long. The record is from RefSeq and is a predicted model, not a curated record. Lineage: Eukaryota; Metazoa; Arthropoda; Malacostraca; Decapoda; Penaeidae.
AGGACGACGUACGGGGUAGCUCGUCCUUAUUUUCUCCAGCUUUCUCUUAUUUCAUCUCUCUUGUCAUCCAGAAUGAACUAUUCAAGAUUUUUAACAAAAUUAUCUCAGAAUCGGCAGCCUUCUUUGAUACGUGAAUUAACGAACUUGCUAACCGAUGCAUCACCGGAGUUGGUCUUCAGCGGGGGAUUGCCAAACCCUCAGAUGUUCCCCUUUCAAGCUGCUUCUAUAACCAUGAAGGACGGCCGAGCGAUCACAAUUCAUCCAAAGCUUAUGACAGACUGUCUGCAGUAUGGCCCAACAGCUGGGUAUCCACCAUUGGUUAAGAAGCUGAAGUCCUUAACAGAAAGACUCCAUGCGCCACCACGAUGGGCUGAUACGGAUCUCAUUGUCACAGCAGGGAGCCAGGAUGGUUUGUGCAAGGCACUCGAAAUGAUGAUUGAGCCGGGGGAUUUUGUUGUGACCCAAGAACCAUGCUACACCGGUACUCUAUCCAUUCUAAACCCUUUUGAACCACGUUAUGUAGCAGUGAAGUGUGAUCAUGAAGGCAUGAAUCCUAAAGCCUUAAAAGAGGCGUUGUCCCAGUGGAAACCAGAAGAAAUUAGAGAUGUCAAGACAGGAGUUCCAAAAGUACUGUACAUCAACCCAAAUGCAUGCAACCCAACUGGAGUAUCUGUAGGCGAGAAACGACGUAGGGAAAUAUAUGACAUUGCUUCGGAAUACAAUCUUAUAAUUCUUGAAGAUGAUCCAUACUACUUUGUACAGUUUGGAAACUUAAAGGACUUCCCUCCCAGUUUUCUCAGUAUGGAUACAGAAGGAAGAGUUUUAAGGUUUGAUUCCUUUUCCAAAGUACUGAGCUCAGGACUUAGACUGGGCUAUGUAACUGGGCCAAAGCCGCUUGUCGAGAGGAUUGUUUUACACAAGCAAGUUUCGAUUCUACAUGCAUCUUCCAUGUCACAGGUGCUAAUUAGUGAGCUUUUUGAAAUGUGGGGAGAGGAUGGGUUCCUGAAACAUACAGAAGCAGUUCAAGAGUUUUACUUGAAGCAGAGAGAAGCCAUGUUGGAAGCAGCAGAAAAACACCUUACAGGUCUAUGUGAAUGGGCUGUUCCAACAGGUGGAAUGUUCCUCUGGCUCAAGGUACCUGGUGUGAGUGAAACAUGGGAAAUGAUCCUGAAUAGAGCUUUGAAAAAGGAUGUUAUUCUUGUACCCGGCAGGGCAUUCAUGUGUGAUCCUACCACACCUUGUUCAUAUAUGAGAGCUGCAUUUUCCAUUGUCACUCCAGAGAAGAUGGAGAAGGGUCUAAAGAAUUUGUCUGACUUGAUACGAGAAGAACUUGAACUUCAGAAAGCUUAAGUGAAAGAUUUCAACUUCAAGACCAAGUUGAACUCUUAUUCAGAGGAUGGUGUUCUGUCAAACAAUGAGUACAGAUUUUGCAUUGUCUUAUAAUUUAGAUUCUUGUUUUAUAAAUAAAGAACAAAAGGAAAUUUCUGCCAUUGCUUACUGCAUAAUCAUUCUUGAUGUUGACAUUUGUAUGAAAUAUGUAACCAUCAAAAUAAGUAUUGAGCAGUUCUUUGUGAGUGUUGUAAAUUGAUAAUUGUUUAUAAUCAUCUUCGGUAAAUCUGUCUUUACAGUACUAAAGUCCAAGUGCUAAGUGUGAUUCUUGAAAUCUUAACGUGGUGUUGCUAUAGAAUAUCAUAUCCUUGCAUACAUUUAAAGGUAAGAUGAUCAGAAUAUGUUUUAUUUUAGAUACUUGAUAUUUAUUGUGUUAUAAAUGUAGAUAUGAAACAAUGAAGAACAAGGAGAAAAAAGGAUUAAGAAUAGCAUUAGAAGCAGAUGCAGGAGUAGUAGUAGCAUUACUAUUAGUAGUAUUGGUAGUAUUAGUAGUAGUAGUGAUAGUAGUAGU